AUGCAUAAGAAAGAGCUUGUCAUUGGCUGUAAAGCCCCUGUUGCCGUUCUAGUUGGUAAAGAAAAGACCCACAGAUUGGCUGAAAUAGUUGCUAUUCGCCAAAACUCAAUCGGUAACCCUGAAUACUAUGUUCAUUAUGUCGGAUUUAACAAACGUCUUGAUGAAUGGAUCCCCGAAACUCGCAUUGACUGUAAAGAUCCUUCUAAAAUAGAGUAUCCACGAAAGAAGAAGUAUGUGUCUAAGAAAGAAGAAGCAGAGGCACUCCAAGCACCAACACAUUCUAAAACUGCUCUAACUACUGAAGAUAUCUAUAAGGUCAAAAACAUUGAAACCAUUGAAAUGGGUGAGUAUACUCUUAAUGCCUGGUACUUUUCGCCCUAUCCCCAUACACUUGCUGAGAACAAACACAUUAUUCUCUGUGAAUACUGUCUCUUCUACUUUAGUACUCCUGAGCACCUUACUCAGCACCGCCAGACCUGUCGUCUUAAUAGACCUCCUGGGGCACAGAUCUACCGUAAAGACGGAAUUGCUUUCUUUGAACUAGAUGGUCAAAUUCAUGUUAAUUAUGCCCGGAAUCUUUCUCUUCUGUCUAAACUCUUUCUUGACCACAAAACUCUCUACUACGAUAUUGAUGUCUUCUUCUUCUAUGUUAUGUGUAUUUAUAAUCCGGCUGAUUCAGAAGAGGAUCGGCAGUAUAAGCUAGUUGGGUACUUCUCUAAAGAAAAAGAGUCUCAGCAUGGCUAUAAUGUUGCUUGUGUUCUUAUUCUUCCUCAGUACCAAAGAAAAGGGUAUGGCCGACUGCUGAUUGAUUUCUCUUAUCUGCUUAGUAAACGUGAAAGAGUCGCUGCUUCGCCUGAGAAGCCUCUUUCAGAUCUUGGCCUGCUUAGUUAUCGGCAGUAUUGGGCUGAAAAGGUCACUGAAAUCCUGCAACACUCUAAGUCUAUUUCAAUUAAUGAUAUUCGCGAUAUGUCAAGUAUUACGACUGAGGAUAUUCUUCACACCUUGCAAACCCACAAAAUGUUGAUGUUUUAUAACGGAGUGCCAGCCUUCAUUCUUCGUGAUGAGGCCUUGCAGAAGCUUGCUAAGUCCCAGAAUGCCCCGCGACUUGAUCCGGACUAUCUUCUUUGGGGGCCGUCCUACCUCACCUAA
Molecule: messenger RNA, 1149 nt
Organism: Nematocida homosporus
Lineage: Eukaryota; Fungi; Microsporidia
Product: histone acetyltransferase HTATIP
Exons: 1
Coding region: 1-1149 (382 amino acids)
Biological process (GO): regulation of DNA-templated transcription
Molecular function (GO): histone acetyltransferase activity
Source: RefSeq, a predicted model, not a curated record